This is a messenger RNA of Microthlaspi erraticum, 735 nucleotides long. The record is from the annotation of a GenBank genome assembly. NCBI's taxonomy places the organism in Eukaryota, Viridiplantae, Streptophyta, Magnoliopsida, Brassicales, Brassicaceae.
AUGUCAGGGGCUAAUGAUUCUUGUCCUUUGGUGAAGAACAUUCUUCUUCUAGACUCUGAAGGAAAGCGUGUUGCUGUCAAGUAUUACUCGGAUGAUUGGGCAACUAAUGCGGCCAAGUUAGCUUUUGAAAAAUACGUCUUCACAAAGACCUCUAAGACCAAUGCUCGCACAGAAGCGGAGAUCACACUGUUGGAGAAUAACAUUGUUGUCUACAAGUUUGCCCAGGACCUUCACUUCUUUGUUACAGGAGGGGAAGAUGAAAACGAGCUCGUCUUGUCAUCUGUUCUUCAAGGCUUUUUCGAUGCUGUUGCAUUACUUCUGAGGAACAAUGUUGAAAAGAUGGAAGCCCUUGAAAACUUGGAUCUCAUCUUUCUGUGCCUUGAUGAGAUGGUUGAUCAGGGGAUGGUACUGGAAACAGAUGCCAAUGUUAUCGCUGGAAAAGUAGCAAUGCAGAGCGCAGAAGCGAGUGGUUCUCUUUCUGAACAGACGUUAACUCAAGCAUUGGCAACAGCUCGCCAUUUUGGCGAUUCUCCGAAACAUGGAAUCAAUCACAAUUCAUUCACCUUUACUUGUGGAAAGGUGAUUGGGAACAAAUGGGACACAUACCUUGACCUUCUCCAGGCUGAUUACUCUGAAGGGGACGCUCUUGAUGCGGUUGGAUUAGUCCGUUACUGUUUAAGGUCAUAUUAUGGAAAUGCUUAUUUCGUCAGAGGUGAUAAUAAAUGCACGUUUUAG